Messenger RNA from Medicago truncatula (barrel medic), 689 nucleotides. Its product is annotated as alpha-galactosidase 3. The record is from RefSeq and is a predicted model, not a curated record. Gene Ontology annotation, biological process: carbohydrate metabolic process. The transcript is spliced from 6 exons. The coding region runs from base 53 to 430 and encodes 125 amino acids. Lineage: Eukaryota; Viridiplantae; Streptophyta; Magnoliopsida; Fabales; Fabaceae. Gene Ontology annotation, molecular function: hydrolase activity, hydrolyzing O-glycosyl compounds.
AGUGUUGUGCUUUUUACUGCAGCUUAGUAAUGGUUUGGCUCUCACUCCUCAGAUGGGAUGGAACAGCUGGAACUUAUUUGCAUGCAAUAUCAAUGAAACAGUUAUUAAGGAAACAGCUGAUGCACUGGUAUCAACAGGGUUGGCCAAGUUGGACUCACAUGGAGUCCAAGGAAGGAAAGUUCAAGCUGCUGGAAUAGAUGGUUGUAGUCAGGUCUGGGCAGGUCCUUUAUCAGGUAAUUGUUUGGCUGUUGCUCUUUGGAAUCGAUGCUCAAGAGUUGCGACUAUAACAGCAUUAUGGGCAGCACUCGGGCUUGAAUCUGGAAUUCAUGUUUCCGUAAGGAAUUUGUGGACUGUACAUUUUCACUCCAUCUACAGCAUCUUUCUCUGCACAGUAGAUCAACUUCACCCAUCGAUGGGUUUUGGUCGAUAAAUCCAAAAUGAGCAUCGCAGGAUGUUCAUCAACUCAAUGAAUCUAUGCUUGUUUAUUGUCUAUUCUUAAUUUUGUUUUCCAAGUCUUUUGUUGUUGCUAGAAAUUAGGUCUUCCAUCUCAAAUAAAUUGUGUACUGUAUAUAUGAUGGUGUGUCUACUCAUGAAUCAUGAUCACAUGAUUUAUGACCAAAAUGAGGCCCCGAAUGGUUUUAUUACGUUUUUUUAAAAAAGUAUGGUAUGAACUUUCUCAAAAAAAAAAA